This is a messenger RNA of Symbiodinium natans, 522 nucleotides long. NCBI's taxonomy places the organism in Eukaryota, Dinophyceae, Suessiales, Symbiodiniaceae. The record is from the annotation of a GenBank genome assembly.
AUGGUGCAGCCAUUGACUGUGCUACAGUGGGUGAGCCUGACUCUGCUCACGCUCCACCCUGCUGGUGUCGUUGAGGCAGAUCUCUUUGAGUCGGACUUCGCAGACCGGAAGCCGUGGCUGGACUCUUUCAACAGAAUCCUGGCCGGCUACAACGACAAGGUCGAGAAUGAAGGAAUCGAGGUCUUGCCGGCAAAGAAAAAACGAAAAAGAGCUGGAAGAGCCCCUGCCCAGUCAGCUGAUGGCCAGACAGAAGGAACAGGUGACCAGGAGUCAGUGAAGUUGGGCACCUUGCGGCAGCAGGCCAUCAAGAACAUCCUCAUGGGCUGGACAAAGAGGGCCUGGCUGCUUGCAAGCAGCCACAUGUCAUGGGCACAGGGCGCAACAAGUUCUGCCCUCAGCGACGCUGUGCUGACCUGGAAGUUCCUGUACACUGGCUCGGAUACACCUCCAAGCUGGCGCCCGACUGACUGCCAGUCACUGGCUGCUCAACAGGCAAGGCCAUGUAGAAAUUCAAGUAAUUGA